CCCUUGUUAUUAACUGUCAUGUGAUGGCCAUUUAUCAGUUGACGAGUAGGCAGAUACUUUUAACGGAUUAUAAAUCUUUAUUUCCGUGUAUGAAACUUUAACGUGCAAUACAAAUAAUGGCUGGAGACGAGGAGGAGGGUGUCAGAUUCACAGGCGGACAGGUUGACGACCUGACAAUGGCCCUGAUAGAUUCUGCGUUUGAUCGGAGUGAGGACUGCCAGGACAUCAUUGCCAUCUCUUUGUUCAACCUGGGAAAGAAGAAGCCAGAGCUGGUCCUUAGUUCGUGCUAUAGCUAUCUGCAGAAACAUGCCAAGCUUGCCCAAGGUCACAGGGUUGUGAUCCUUCAGACCAUGGAGAAGAUAAUACAUGAGAAGCUGGAGGUACUAGACAAGGACCUCGCCAUCAGUCUGGUGAAGCAGGCCUCCAAGGAGCUCACACAGGAAACUGAUGUGAUACCAGAGUGGCAGACAGCAGCCAGUGGCGUCCUGGUGGCGCUGGGCAAGAAGUACUGCAAUGAAGUGAUGGAGAACAUGCUACUUAAGUUCCAGCCUGGAACGCUGCCACAUUUCUUUGUAGUGCAGACCAUUGCAAAUUUGUGUUCUGUGAAUGUGUAUGGGAUGGUUCCUCAUCUAACAGCUGUGCUGGGGACCAUGCUACCGAUGUUGGGGAUGGCAAAACAAGACAACAUGAGAUGGGUGUUCUCCUCAGCCAUUUCCAAGUUCAGUGAGGCAAUAAUUGAUUACAUAGCCAAUAUCGACAAGGCACCAGAUACAAGUGUAAAGAAAGAAAUGUUCUCGUCAGAGAUUUUCUCGGCUUAUGAUGUCAUCUUCAAUGUGUGGAUACAGUCAAAAGAAGUGAAGCUCCGUCUGGCAAUCGUUGAAGCCCUUGGUCACAUGACACAUCUCAUGGCACGAGACAAGCUGGAGGAGCAGUUGCCACGGAUACUGGCGGGAAUCCUGGGCCUGUACAAGAAACACCAGGAACCCUUCCAUAUCACACAGGGCUUAUGCAGUGUACUGGACGCUAUCUGUGAGGGUGGGAGCACUAUACUGGAACCACAUCUAGAACAUGUGCUCAAUGCACUCUUCCCACAGAUUUUUGCACCUGUGGACUUCAAUAAUCCAAUGAGCAUGAAGAAUCAGAAUGAAGUUUUGCGAUGCUUUGCAGUGAUAGCGGGGUCUUUUUCUGGAAAGCUGACAGGAAUUCUUCUGCAGAAGCUGGAUCAGAACAACGAGAAGAUGAAGAUUGGGAUACUGACCAUCUUCAAACACCUCAUAAAUGCUGCUGCUCCAGCCAUGGAAGACAAGAAGGAAGUUGUGCUGUCUGGACUGAAAGGCAUCUCACAAGAACCAAGCAAUAAGGUGAAGAAGGUGUUUGCUCAGGUCGUCAUAGCGAUGGGUCACCAUGGUUACAUGGAGCUGGAGGGUGGGACCAACAUGAUAGAGUUCAUAGCCAUACAGUGUUCACUGCAGGAUGAACCACCAGGCACCAAGCGUUCCCCUGACCCAGAUCAUGUGACCAACACACAGCUGCGCCAUAUGUGUGAUAACGUGCUUCAGUUGCUUACCAACACUGUUGAGCAAAUGGAAAAUGUAUUGUGGCCAUACCUGCUGGAGCUGGUAGUGCCCGAGAAGUACACGGAGGGGUCAGGGGUCAUAUGUCGUUGCCUGGCAACCAUUGCCAACAAGAAAAGGGAGGCAAAUGCAGAAGACUAUGACCUGGACUACGAGACACAGGCAAACUUGCCAAAGCCUUGUAAUGUGAUAGCCCGUCUGAUGACCCUGGCUGGACGGCCCCUAAAUGGUCGCCAGCGUGGUGUACAUGUGCUCAACCUGAUGAAGGGUCUGGCCCCUAAUCUCCAUGACAACCUUACCGAGCUCUGGGAUACGGUCAUACCAAAGCUGGUCCAGUAUCUUGAAGAUCCAGAGAAGACAGAGAGCUGGUCCCAAAAGAGCUGGGAGGACCUGCUGUUGAAGAUGUUGUCCAAGUCACUGGACGUGGUGGAUCACGAGGAGUGGAUAGCAGAGCUGGGAGAGACAUUUGCCCAACACAUACCCAUGUAUACUAGGUUACCUGAGGAAAAGAACUUCCUGUACAAGUGCAUUGGAAUCGUUAUGAGGAAGUCAACAAAGAAAGACUUUGUGAACAGGAUGUUGGAUCAAGUCUUCAACACUGUCAGACAUACUGACCAGAUUGAAAGAGAGGGCUGUGCCGUGUGCCUGGGAUUCUGCGCCACGUCUCAUCUGGACGCAGUCCUCACUAAACUGGAGUCGGUCACCAAGGCAGACCUGUCACAGAAGAAGUCAGGAGUGUUCAGCUUCAUGAAGUCAGAGAAAUCGGAGGGAGACGUAGAGCGUAUGAAGGCGACGCUGAUGCUGUGUUACGGGUUCGUGGCCCUGUACUCUCCUCCCACCCUGAUCAUCUCCCGCAUGGAGGCUACCAUACUGAGGUCAAUUCAGCCGUACUUUGCCAACGUCAAGGACAGCACUGUGAAGCAGAACCUGAUCCGGGCAGUGGACCAGAUAGGCCAGGCCCUGCACCCAGACCACCUCGGACAGAAGUACAACUUCUCUAACCGCGGGGAGUUCAUCUCUCACCUCCAGGCCUAUAUGCAGGCUGAGAGCACGCAGCACAUCACCAGUGACACACGGUUAUUGGCCCUCAACGCCUGCACCACACUGAUUAAACUGGACCCGAUUCUCUCGGAGGCUGACCUCUUUGACCUAAUCAAGACGGCAACAGAUUUCGUGUUCCCAUUGCCCCUGGAUGGUGGGGCCGCAGGGUCCAAGAAGGGGAAAGGGGAGGGGAUGGACCCAGAUGAGGUUGAGGUGCUCAUGGAGGCCACUGUGGAGGCCCUUGACGACCUUUUGACCCAGAUACUCAGCAAGGACAUUACCAUGGCGACUUUCGAUAGCAUUCUGAAGCAUCUGAUUCCCUGGUACCUGUCUGUUCAUGAUCAUGAGCGCCAGCGAGCUGUGAGGAUGACACAUGUCCUCUUGAAAUACCUGCUGGAAAAUAUAGAAACCAAGGCCCAGAAGUUUGAGAACCUGCACAUCCUGUUGGCCAGGCUGGUUCCCAGGUGCUCAGAUCCCUGCAUCGAAGUGAGACAACUAAGCAUGGAUUGUAUCCAGGCUUCUCUCCACCUGGCACAGAGAUGUAGCGGUAUUGGUUCGGACCAUAAGGACCCGAUGGUGGAGGCUUUACCCACACUGCGGGCUCGACUGGAAAAAGGAGACCCCAAUGUCCUGUACAGUGUCGUCAAUGACCUCUCAAAGGUGAUCUCUAAGAAGCUUCCAUCAGAGCAGUUAAAGGCGUUCAUAGAGCUGAUCCAGGAAGGCCUGCUGGACCCCCAGUCACACAGCUCCUCAGGGGCCUGUGUUGUCCUCAAUGGACUCAUGAAGAACAGGGGCACAGAACUUCUCAAAGAGGUUGACGCCAUUCUAUCAUCGAUCCACGAGAAGCUCUUUCAGAUCCAGUUUCCACAAACCAAGACCGGUGCCCUGCGUGCUGUACGAACUUUGGCCCAGCAUCACCUCUUCCAGGUCCUCAAGUCACUGCUGGGAUACAGCCUGCCUUUUGAUGAAAAUGUGGUGGAGAUCUGGAAGAUCCUGUCCAGUGACCCCCAGCUGGUGGCGGUGAUGCUGGACCACAUGUUGGAGCUCUACGGGAAGUCUCUGCCCUACGAGGAGAAACAACCGGACGAUAAGAAGGAACCAGUCCGCAGGGCCACACAGACACCCUUGGCAAUCACCUGUGCGCUGGUGGAGAUACUGCAGGUUGAGGAGACUGAGGAGCAGGUCAAGAAGUCCUACCACCGUCUCUUUGCAGCCCUCCUUGUGCGCAUUGGCUCUAGUGUGGGUGUGGAACCAUUGAAACCUGCACAGAAAAGCAGAAGUUGGAAUUUAUUUGGAAGUAAAUCAGAGCCAGCUGCAAAGGACAAGAAGAAAGGAGUUCCUCCGCCCACAUCAUCAAAACAAGUCAAACCAAGCAGCGUUGCUGUGGAUGCUUUCAAGAAGUUCCUUGCCAACACGAAGAGUGAUGACAUCACACAGGUGCUGGAGGAGGGGCAGUGCUGGGGGAAACUGGAGGACCGAGAGGAGCUGCCAGGGGCCAUCAACACUCUCACAAAGGCCCUGGUGACCAGUACAGUGGGCGGUGAAUAUGUCUCGAAGAUUGUCUCUAGUCUGACCAGCUACAUGUCCAGUCUCUAUGACCCACAGAGGGUUGUAGUGGCCGCAUUCUUUGCACAGUUAAUAGAAGAAAAAUGCAUGGGAGAUGAUACACUGGUGGAACUGGUGAUGAACAGUCUGCUGGGGCGCCUAGUAGACCAGUCCCACAUUGUUAGACAGAUGUGUAUCCGUGGUCUGGGCAAUGUGGCCCGUAUCGGGAAGGCACAGGUCCAGCACUACUCGACCACCGUGCUGUCAGCCAUGAUGGCAGGUAUGGAUGACAAAGAGGAUCCAGAGGAUGACAUCACGGUUGAGGCCAUGAGUGGACUGUCCCGUGUUCUCUCUGAGAUAGACGAGAAACACAUACGUGCCAUUCUCAUAAACGUGGCUCUGAGGAUCCGGCCUUGCUUUGAAAAGGAAAAACCUAAUGUCAGAGCUCAGUCUAUCAUCUUGUUUGGCAACCUGUCUGCGUUUGGGGAUGGUCCAUCCAAACUGCCAUUUUUAGAACAAAUUCACAGCAACUUUGUAAGCCUACUUCUGCACUUGAAUGACCCUGACAAUGAUGUGAAGAAGGCCUGUAAGAGUGCCUUAAAGCAGGUGGGAACCUUGAUUGGCUCGGACUCCAUCAACAAAAUGUUCCAGAAGUUUCUUCUUGAGGAGUCCAACUUACACUAUGGAGAAUUCAUGAAUGACCUUUCAAAGCUUAUAAUACAAGAUUUUCCUGAAAAGGUCAAUUUCUAUGUGAUGGGCUGUGUCUCGUUCUACAAGAGCGUGUGGCCAGAAAUCAAAAGCAAUGCUGCCCUAUUUACAGGAUUUUUGUUGGGUAAUCUUCCAGAAGAAAGACAAGGCGUUAUUUCUAAGGAACAUGUUUGUGCAGCCCUGAUCCUGCUAUUGAAGGACCCUACCCCAUCAGUGAGGUCCACUGCUGCAGAGGCCAUGAGCCUGCUAGACAAGUACUAGCCCACCGUCGUAAUAGAGGAAGGUUCUUCACAUAUCAAAGGGGAGAGUGCUGUACAGCUCAGUGUUGUACUGUUCCAAAUCUAUUAUGCAAUAUUCGGUGCUCAAUGUAAUAGAUACAUUUUGUAUUUUAAAUUGUCCAGCGAUAGAUAAUUGGUUGCCUGUAAGCUUUAGACAAGACCUGUCAAGCCAAUUUCAAUUCCACUGGGCAAUUAGCUUUUUAGAAAAGCUUAAAACAUUUUCCCACAGUGUAUUUUGGAAAAAGAAUGUACAUUCAGGCUCAUUACAGUGCAUUAAACACUGAGGCAUGUUAUUAGAAGUGUGUUUAUUGUGUUUUCUUAAAGUAAGUAUAAAAUACUUAUGACAUGUAAUCUGUUCUGUGACCCUUAUCCUUUGCGCAAACAACCAAAGUAGUUAAAUCAGGGCUUCCUACAAUUAAGUUAGUUUUUAUCCCUAUUGUCAUAGAGUAAUGUGAAAUAGUUGUACUUUCUGGUGCAAAUACAUGUUACACUUUUCAUUGAACAGUGGAUAACUAAUUUGUUACAAAUAUUAUGUGAUGAAAAUGUAUAUCUUUAUUCCUGCUGGAUAUUAAACUGAGUAUUAUGUGAUGGAUCACAGGUAUUAGGCGCAUGGCCAAGUCAUUUUGACAAAAAAAAUCUGAUAUAAUAUAAUAUAUUAUAUCAGAGUAAAAAAAAUAUUGUCAAAAUGAUUUGGCCAUGCGCACAAUACGUGUGUGAUGGACAAGCCCAGAGACAAGUUUCUUUAAUAUCAUAUUAUUUAUAACUUUUUUUGUUAAAUGAAAUGAAACUGUAUUUGUUGUUGUAUUUAUUGUUGCGUUAAAAAUGUAAUAGAAUUUACAUUUAACUGUUACUUUCUUGUGUAUAUGUCAGGUGAUCCUGGAUACCAAAUGUGAUCCGUUUUUUGUUAAAGACUUUAGGUGUUGACUUUUUGUAAUUAAUUUAGUAAAAAAAGUUGAAUGAUAUAUUUAAGAUAUUUUUUAAUAAUAUGAAUGAUUGAAUUUUAACUCAUAUAAAAGUGUUAACAGUGUAAUCAAAUACUAGGGUAAAUUAAAACAUAAAACAAGAUUAAUACAUUGUAAUAGUAGAUGAAACUAAAGUGUAACUGUAAUUUUAAAUCUGAAAUGAAGACAUACACCUUUGUUAAUACUACAAUAUAUAGUAGUGUUCUUUAACAAACUAUCUUUUUCUUUAGGUACACGUACUUCACC
Messenger RNA from Dreissena polymorpha, 6354 nucleotides. Its product is annotated as maestro heat-like repeat-containing protein family member 1. Gene Ontology annotation, cellular component: cytoplasm. Bases 117 to 5129 code for a protein of 1670 amino acids. The transcript has 41 exons. The record is from RefSeq and is a predicted model, not a curated record. NCBI's taxonomy places the organism in Eukaryota, Metazoa, Mollusca, Bivalvia, Myida, Dreissenidae.